Messenger RNA from Capsicum annuum, 408 nucleotides. RefSeq lists its product as uncharacterized. Bases 1 to 408 code for a protein of 135 amino acids. The transcript has a single exon. Lineage: Eukaryota; Viridiplantae; Streptophyta; Magnoliopsida; Solanales; Solanaceae. The record is from RefSeq and is a predicted model, not a curated record.
AUGGCUAAAUUUCUUGUUCUUUUCUUGGUCUUAACAUACUCAUUUGUGUCUUUAGCCAUGGAUAAUGAAUAUGCAUUAAAUUUGGCAAAUUCCCCUACUUCUAGUCCACCUUCUUCAAGUAGAAAACUUGGAAAACAUAAUCAAGAAGAAGAGAAGAGCAUUAAUUUUCCCAAAGAAGUAAUUGAUUCUUCACAUCAACAAGAGAAUAUUAAUGAUGUUAAUCAAGAUCAUCAUAAAGAAAUCAAGAUUAAGCAUCAUCAUUCAGUUGAUAAGUCAAUAUUUGGAGGUGGAGUGAUUCUUGGGGGAUUAGCAACAACAUUCUUUGUGGCAAUAUUUUGUUAUAUUAGAGCAACUAGAAGGAAGAAUAAUGUGGAGCCUAGUUCUCCCAGUGCCCCAUCAACAGUAUGA